Messenger RNA from Adineta steineri, 1098 nucleotides. NCBI's taxonomy places the organism in Eukaryota, Metazoa, Rotifera, Eurotatoria, Adinetida, Adinetidae. The record is from the annotation of a GenBank genome assembly.
AUGACUCCUCAGGAUACUCCAGUAGCUUCAAAUGGACAAACUACACGUAAAAUUGCUUUAAUUACUGGUAUUACUGGACAAGAUGGAAGUUAUCUUGCUGAGUUCUUACUCGAAAAAGGGUAUCAGGUUCAUGGUAUUAUUCGACGUUCAAGUAGUUUUAAUACUGGUCGAAUCAAUCAUCUUUAUGCAAAUCCAGAAUCACACACAGAAGGAGCUAUGAAAUUACAUUAUGGUGAUUUAAAUGAUAGUUCAUCAUUAGUUAAAAUAGUUGCCAGUGUUAAACCAACAGAAAUCUAUAAUUUAGGUGCAAUGAGUCAUGUUAAAAUUUCAUUUGAUUUAAGUGAAUAUACAGCUGACGUUGAUGCUGUUGGUACAUUACGUCUUUUGGAUGCUAUUCGAACAUGUGGUCUUGAAAAAGAUGUACGAUUUUAUCAAGCAUCAACAUCUGAACUUUAUGGUAAAGUUCAAGAAAUUCCACAAAGUGAAACAACACCAUUCUAUCCUCGAUCACCAUAUGCUGCUGCAAAAUUAUAUGCCUAUUGGAUAACAAUUAAUUAUCGUGAAGCAUAUAAUAUGUUUGCUGUUAAUGGAAUUCUUUUCAAUCAUGAAUCACCACGACGAGGUGAUAAUUUCGUUACGAGAAAAAUUACUCGCGGUGUUGCAAAAAUUUUUCAUCAAACACAAGAAGUACUUGAACUUGGUGCUCUAGAUUCAAAACGUGAUUGGGGACAUGCACGUGAUUAUAUUGAAGCUAUGUGGCUUAUGUUACAACAUGAUACACCUGAAGAUUUUGUUAUUGCAACUGGUGAAACACAUAGUGUUCGAGAAUUUGUUGAAGCAGCAUUCCAAGAAAUAGGAAAACGAAUUGUAUGGGAAGGUGAAGGUAUCAAUGAAAUUGGAAAAGAAAAAGGUACUGAUAUUACUCGUGUUGUAGUCAAUCCAAAAUAUUUUCGACCCACUGAAGUUGAACUUUUAAUUGGCAAUCCAAAGAAAGCUGAAGAAAAACUUAAAUGGAAACCUAAAAUAACAUUUCAAGCAUUGGUUAAAGAAAUGGUUGCAGCCGAUAUUGAACUUAUGCGAAAAAAUCCAACAGCUUAG